Molecule: messenger RNA, 3564 nt
Organism: Dermacentor albipictus
Lineage: Eukaryota; Metazoa; Arthropoda; Arachnida; Ixodida; Ixodidae
Source: RefSeq, a predicted model, not a curated record
AUGGCCGCUCCAGCAACUGCAACAACUACAGCAGUGAAGGGUCUCGUGACCUGGCACUGGAACUGUAACGGUUUCCCUGGCAAGAAGGCAGUCUUGCAGCCAGUAGCAAGCAAGCCUGAUAUAAUCAUGAUACAAGAGACUCGCACUGAUGCGUCGCUACCCCGUUAUCGGGUAUACGCCAAGUCUCCAAAGGUCAGCGGCGGUAGAGGGACAUGCACAUUGGUUCGCAAGGGACUCACCUUCAUUGAGCACGAGUUGCACAAUAGUAAACUUGAAUACACUCCCAUCGAGGCCGUUACGGGCAAGAAACAAAAGAACAGCACCUUUCUGCUUAACGUCUACAGUAGCCCUUCACACUGGAAGCAAAAAUUCAAGACGCUCCUUCACAGAGCCAGCACCGUGGCGGGGACUCACAGGCUCGUCGCCUGCGGGAACUUCAACGCGGCACACCCGGCACGGGGAUAUAACAAGCAAUUGGCCAAGGGGCGAGACCUGUUCCAAGACACAUUAGACCUGGGCUUCACCCUCAUCACAGACCCGACUGAUCCCACAAGGAUUGGGAACUCUGUGUCCAGGGAUACGACGCCGGACCUCACGUUCGUGAAGAACGACGAGAAGGGGAAUAUCUCCUGGCGCAACACGGGGUCAGAGCUCGGCAGCGACCACUACAUCGUAGAGGUCAUCAUACCGGAAGAGGUCAAGGCCUCGGAGGACACCAGAAAACAUAAUUUUACGGAUUGGGGUGCCUUCCGUAGCCUGUUACCAACGGAGAUGGAGGAAAUCGAGAACAUAGAAGAAUGGUCAGCCCACAUCGCGGUCGACAAGGUUGACGGCCGCCUCGCGCACUUAUUCGAAGCAAAGCAAUCUAUCCUAAACAGGUGGAAGAAGCAGCGGCUAAAUCGGCGCCUAAGGAAGAAGGUGGCGGAGCUGAAUCGCGCCAUCGAAGUUCAUUGUCGGCUGCUCUGCACGCAACAAUGGAACGAAAUCUGUAAUGCUGCGGACGGGCAGAUGCAUUGCGGCAAAACCUGGAACUUGAUGCGGCAUCUGCUCGACGAGACUAAAACAAAAUCCCACCAACGCGACCGCCUCGCAAAGAUCAUUCACAGAGCAGUCAAGGAAAACGGGGAAACUGAAGUAAUCAGACGCAUAAACAGCAAGUACCUUCCGGUGACACCCACGGAAAGGCAUCCUGAGUACGGCGGUCAAGCCAACGAGAAGCUUGACCGCGACAUCAGCGUCGAGGAGGUGCGAGCGACCCUGCACGAACUAAACAGCAAGUCGGCGGCCGGCCCGGAUCACAUCUCGAACAGAGCGCUCAAGAACCUCAGCAAUGUGGCCAUCGAAAACCUCACCGGUUACUACAACAAGUGCUGGAGUGCGGGGUCACUGCCCCAGCAGUGGAAGACUGCCAAGACCAUACUCAUCCCCAAACCAGGCAAGCCGCCGAACACGGACAAUCUCCGGCCCAUCUCGCUCACGUCCUGCGUGGGCAAGGUGUUGGAGCACGUCCUCAUGUGUAGGUGGCAGGAUUACCUGGAGGAGUCGGGACUAUACCCCACCACGAUCAUCGUGUUUCGGCGUUCCCUCGGCACCCAAGACGCGAUGAUCCUGUUGAAGAAAGAUAUAAUUGACGAUGACACCUUAACGAAAGACAACAAGGCCAUUCUGGGGCUGGACCUGCAGAGCGCCUUCGACAAGGUGAAGCACUCUGCAAUCCUAGCCCAGGUGUCCAGACUCAACAUGGGCGCAAGAACGUACAAUUAUAUCAAGGACUUUCUGACGGGGCGGACUACCGAGCUCUGCGCCGGCGAUCUACGGCUCCAAGGGAAAAGGCUCGGCAGUGUCGGGACCCCCCAAGGCUCGGUCAUCUCGCCGUUGUUAUUCAACCUCGUUAUGAUCGGGGUGGCCAACCAACUCUCUCGCGUCGAGGGCGUCCGGCACACCAUCUACGCCGAUGAUAUCACGCUGUGGGUUCCGGGAGGCAGCGAUGGUCACAUUGAGAGCACGCUGCAAGAAGCCGUCGACGCGAUCGAAGACCAGCUGAACGGUUCCGGUUUGAUCUGCUCAGCGAGCAAGUCAGAACUGCUGGUGUUACCACCGAAAUACGUCAUACGUAAGAAGAGCGAAGCGAGGGAUUACGAGGCCAUCAAGAUCGUGACGAGGAAUGGCCACGUGAUUCCGGAGGUCGACAAAAUCCAGGUGCUCGGCAUGAUUAUAGACAAGCGACGGGGCAACGGCGAAACUAUUUCCUGCCUUACAGCCAAGAUUACCAACGCAAUACGCCUCAUCAGACGGGUUGCCAACCGCAAGGCCGGGAUGAAGGAGGAAAGCUUGAUUCGUAUUGUGCACUCCUUCGUAAUCAGCCACGUCACCUACGUUGCAGCCUUCCACAACUGGAUGCAAUGUGAAAGGAAUAAAAUCAACGCCCUGAUACGCCGAGCUUACAAGGCGGCGCUCGGACUAUUCGAGUGCACGAACACCAACAAGCUCCUGAGCCUGGGGGUACACAAUACCCUCGACGAAAUUGCGGAAGCGCAACGGACCGCCCAGCUGGAGCGGCUCUCUAUGACUGAAGCCGGCAGGCGCAUACUUCAAUACUUGGGCUUCACGCCCGGAGCGAAAGCGGCGAGUAGCGACGUUUCUGUCCCGGACGGAACCCGGCGCCGGCUUCGGGUGGACCUCAUACCGAGAAACAUGAACCCGGAGUAUAACAAGGAGAGAAGAGCGGCGAGGGCCAAGGCCCUCAUCGACUUUCACGCCAAGGACGAGCACGCAAGGUUCGUGGAUGCGGCAGAAUACCAGGGAGACUGCGCGGCGUUCGUAGCUACCGUCGUCGAGGCGUCGUCCGGCGCGACGAGGGCAGCGGCGAGCUUACGGGUCCGCGAGGCGUGUCAGGCGGAGGAGGUGGCCAUUGCCCUGGCCAUUGCCGACCCCGGGUGCCAGACGGUGUUGUGUGAUUUCCGAAGUGCAGUGCGGAAUUAUGCAAAGGGCAAAGUGUGUGGUGAGGCUGUGCGCGUUCUGUGCUCGGCCGACCUGCAACGACAGAAUCGGUAUGUUAGAAUCAAGUGGUUCCCGGCGCACGCGGGUAACGAUGCGUCCGAGAAGCACGAUUACCACAACGAGACGGCACACGCUGUGGCGCGAGCGCUAACCAACCGCGCCGCUGCAACCGACCGCCCAACGUGGUGUAGUGCCAAGGACCGCAUGAGGACGUUCAACGAACUUACACAGUUCCACCACCUGGCUCGAAGGACUUUCCCACCCCCGCACCCGGGGCUGAGCCGAGCGGAGGCGGUGCUGUUCAGACAAUUGCAAACUGGUUCUUUACCCACCGCAGUGUUAAUGACUCGUCUAUACCCUAAACUAUAUGUGAGUGAUGUGUGCCGCGUGUGCCAGCGGGAGAGGGCCACCCUGACGCACAUCCUAUGGGAUUGCACCAGGUUCCCCAGUGAGGCUUCUACAAGUACAACGAUUCCGCCGCGACUCGCGGCUGCGGCGGAAUGCUACGACUACGAAAGCCAAACCUGGGCCGUCCAGCAGGUCUCGGCGGCUCUUGAAAGACAA